CUACAAAGAUUCAGCAAAGGCAGGCAAUGAACACUGCCCAGUCGCUGGGGCAGUGGAUGCCUUCCAAAUCAACUGAACAGGAUUUUGGAAGUGGUGAUCAAAAUAGAACACAGUUUUAUAAGACUCAGUUAAAAUUCAAUAAAGAUGUAGUAAAUGCUAUAUCCAACUUGGCUGUGAAAUUCACGAACCCUCGCCCCAUUGUAAUUGAGAAGCUCCAGCAACCUUGUCAGCAGCAGGUACAGGAUGAUGUCCAAAGUGUGCGGAGUUCGAUGCAAUUUUCUGCUGUAUCUGAAGACAGAUUAAAUGUGGCCAUCCAACUGGCAAAGAGAGAUCUGAGAAAAAAGCAUCGAGAAGAACAAGUGAAAGAUUAUUUGUAUAAACAUGGAAAAGAUGAGCUGCAGUCUUCAUUACGUCCUAAUCAUGAGAAAGGGAAAUCUGCUGACAAUACUUCACGAAUGAAGAAUAAAGUCGAAAAUGGAAAUAUUACAAAACCAAGGCACCAGAGAAACCAGGCUACAAAAGAGGAAUUUACAAGAUCUGGUGCCAGGGUGUAUAUUUGCACCUUGAACCAAAACCAAGAUAGAGCUGCACUCUCCGAUUCACCACCUACACAUGACCAAGGCCCACGGCUGAAUCAGCAUAACCUGGGCAGUAGAAGUGCAGAAGAGAUUCAUAGACUGAGAAUGGAGCUCAGCAAGUACUUUCAGAAGAUUGAAGACCUUACCAAAAGAGAAAAAUCAGUGGAUGUCCUGGAUCCUGAUGAAGAGCGCAGAAUACAAAUAAAAAGGCAGGAACAAGCCACUCGUGCAGCAAGGAUGCUGUAUGUUCUGCAGCAGCAAGUAAACGAAAUACAGGAAGCAAUUGACAAUCAAGGACCACAUAAGGUGAAACACACCAAAAAAUCUCGAGCUAUGUCUCAGUUAGCAGCUGCACACAGAGGUGCUGUCCGUGCCUUACAAAUGUUUGUUGCUCAGCUUUCUGGGCAAUCAGAACUGCAGAUUCCUACCUACUACAAGGAGCUAGGGCAUGUGAUUCGACAACUUUCUCUUUGUUCUGCCAGACUGGAAAACGAUAUUGAAUCUUCCAUACCAGAAGCAGUUACAAAUAUCCUGCAUCAAGUUGAGGGUUUUGAUUCACUGCUUGGGAAACAUCAUGCUCAAACAAAAUCAAAUCAAGUGCCACAGAAUGCCCAAAGUGUUUCUGCGCCAAAGAGAAAAAGAUGCUCAGAUAGGCACAGAAGCCACUCUGCUGAAAGAGAGCGAACUUCACCAAUCACAAAGGAUAAUGUUUUAAGUGCACCUAAAGGAUUGCCUCCACUUAAGAUUGAUGAAAAUUGGCAUGUUCCUGAAUCUUCCAGACCACAGCAAGAAGAUGACCCUCCAACUCCUGAUAGGAAUGCUGCAUUGAAGGCUGGAUUAGAAGCUUUACAGCGCAUGGGAACCUUGCAUAAAUCUGUUGCAGAGAAGACAGGAACUAAGAAAGGAGUGCUGCUCCCAUAUCAUAAACAGAAGAAAAUGCUUGCAAUGCGUGCCUGCUUUCAGAAAGCUACAGUGUCUUCAGAACUAAAGAAGAAUCAAGGACCACUUAAAGACAGCAAGCAUCCUUCGAUUCCACGAUGUCCCAACCCUAUUCCAAUGUCAUCUAAACGAAUUCCACUGAAGAAACAGAAAACGAGAGUGGGAGGCUGGAUAUCAACCCCUGCAGACAGGAAUCAAUCUAGUUUGCUUAAGGAAAUGGAGGAAGAAAGGCAAAAAGCUGCGGGGACUGAAGCAAUCAGACUGGCAUGGCUUGAUUCCGAAGCUGCCCGUAGGAUGAGGGAACUGAAUGAACUCUCCCAACAAGAAACGGACAGAAUGAAGAAAAUCAGAUCUGAACUUGCAGCCCCUGAUAAAUGGAUUGAAAAAGCAGAGGAGGAAAUUCGUGAGAAGCUUCAGCCCUUGCUGGACAAAGCACAGGUCAUCAGUGACUCUUGGGAGAAGAAAGCUCGGCGUAAAGAGUCUUCACUACAACACCAACUGUCAUCAAAAGUUGCUGAUAGGGCUGCAGCCAGUGCAGACUUUCUCAGUGAAAAGAUAUUAGAUGAGCUGCUGGAGGACACAGCACAAGAAUUGCUGAGUAUGGAGUUAAACGCAAAAGUUCAUUCCGAAGCUUUGAUGAUGCAAGAUGGCCCUACGCUAGAGAACCUGCUACAAAGGAUGGAAGAGAUGGAAAGAUACCAAGAGUCAGUUCGUAGAAGAAUGUGUCAAAUUGAAUAUGCCGAUCCUGCUUUCUGGGCAGAGGAAGAAAAGCAAGAAAGAGAGUUUGUCCAGAUUGACACACAACCACAUACUCCACAGCCAAUUAGGAUAAGCAGAGCGUUCAAGCAAGGUGAACCCAUGUUGGAUGCAGUAAUUCCAAGGUCUUUAGAAGCAGAAACGCUUGAUGACUUAGAAUGCAGUGGAAGGCCUGAACCUGCUUCAUUGUUGGAACCUUUGGUGCAGAAACCGUCCAAAGAGAAAGGAAGUGGUAUUGUUCUUAGCAUUCCACAAAAAAUGGUUCAGAAUAUCCAUAACUACUGUGAAAGAUUCAAUCUGUAUCUAAAAAUGAUUUCGCAUGAAGCUGUGGGAAAUUUUAACCCAUGGUUAAUUGCUAAAAGCUUGGCUGAAGAGUUAAUGGAAGAAGGUGUAAGUGAUGUUGCUGCUGAAUUCCAGGAUGCGUGUGAGGAAUAUGCUGAAGCCUUGUUCACAGCUGAAUUUAUGCAGCCUGUGGAGCAGGAAAGCAAAACUAAGCAAUCCCUGGUAUCCCUACAGGAGGGAUGUACUCUGUAAAUACUUGAAAGAAACCGUAAGCUCUUACCUGAAAAUGUUUAUAAUAUGUGCAUAACACAUGGUAUGUGCAUCACAGAUUUGAUUGUUGAUCCGAUUGACAAUGAUAUUUUUAAUGUACAACAUUUUAAAAGUUUUAUCAAGACCUUGCCAUAAAUUUAAAUGAUUAAAAGCUGGUGUAUUAAUUUCAUUUCUUAUGUUUAAGGUUACAAAGUAGAUUUUCAAUGUAAUGUAGAACUUGACUUCCUUGAUUUUUACAAGUUGCUGGCUGGUCAAUUGUAUAUUUAAACUGGUACAGCUGAUUUUCUAGGAUUGUUUAGAAACUAUUUUUACUCAGAUGCUUUGACUGUUAAAGACGUGUUACCUUUACUUUCGAGCAAUGCCCUGACUUGAAAACAAUUCAUAUGCAAAGCACAAGAAACACAUACCGUCCCACAUUUGAAAUUUAAAUUGUUUUCACCCUUAUAGAGAUUAAUGUUCUAAAAGCAAGGUGUAAAACUAAACACUUUCUUUGGGAAUUACUGAAUUACGUUGUAUGUGACUAUGUAGUAUCUUGUUAGUAGCAUAUUAAUAUUCACAUGACAGAAAUAUUUCUAUCUUACCAAGAUUUUAGAAUUCCUUUUCCUUUUCUUUGUAUAUCUGGACAUAUUUCUAAUAGUUCCCUGCUGGAAUUGUUGAUCAUAAUGGCUUUCCAUCAGAACUGUUGAAAUUUUAUCCCUAAGGCUUUGUGGACAAAUAGGUCUGGCUGCACUAUAGAAAACAAUUACUUCACUUAUUUCCUUGUUAAGUGGGUAUCAGUUUUUGGAAUUAAGAAGUGACAACAUACUAUAAUGAAUAGAUUAUAGUAAGAUGAGGUCAAAUUUACUGAAGUGUCAUAUUUAUCCGAGUAAUUGUACAGCAUCAGCAUAGAAACAGGCCCUGUGCGCACUGUGUCUGUACUAACCUAUCUAUACUUAUGUGUGCAUUAUUUCCAAAUCCAUCUAUGCCUUGUUCAUCCAAGUACCUGUCUAGAUCCUUCAAUGUUAUCACUGUUUCUGCCUCCACCAUCUCCUUUUUCAGUUUGUUUCAGGUGCCAGCUACUUAUUGGAAACAGUUACCCCCUAGUGCCCCAUUAAACUUCUGCUCUCUGUCUCACCUUAAACCUAUGCCUCAUUUUAGUCAACUUUACCAUGGGAACAGACACUGGCUAUCUAUCCUGUCUAACCCGUCAUCAUUUUGUAUACAGUACUUCUAUCAUGUCACCUCUCAGGCUCCUUUGCUCCAGAGAAAACAGGACCAGCCACUCUAAUCUUUCCUUAUAAUUCAAGACCUCUAAUCCAGACAACAUCCUUGUGAUUUUUUUCUGUGUUCUGUUUAGUUUAUCACAUCUUUCCUAUUGUAUGGCAACUGGAACCCCACAGAGUUUUGUAAAGCUGUAAUAUGAUCUCCCAACUCCUGUGCUUGAUGCUAUGACCAAUGAAGACAAGCAUACCGUACGCUUUAUUCACCACCCUAUCUGCCUGUAUUGCCACCUUCUGGAAACUAUGUACUUAUACCCCAAGGUCUCUCUGUUCAACAAUGGGGCAUCACGUCUUACUGUGUAUGAACUACCCUAGUUUAACUUCACUUAUAAAGGACUUACAAGGACUCUUCAUCUCAGGAUCUCAGUAUUGAUUAUUUAUUUAUUAUUAUUAUUAUUUUGCUUUUUGUUUGUUUCUUUGUAUUUAUUGUGAAUGCCUGCAAGAAAGUGAAUCUCAGGGUUAUAUAUGGUGACAUAUGUGGACUUUGUUAAUAAAUUUACUUUGAACUUUGUCAAGUUAAUUUCCAUUGGCCAUUCUUUUGUACUCCUUCUCAGAUUACAGCUAUACCCUGUUGUAAAUUUAAACAAUCUCCUUCAAUGCCACUAUGCCAUUAAUUCUGGAGUCAUCUGCAGGAUUACUGUUCAUGCCAUCUACAUUCUCAUCCACGUCAUAAAUAUUUAUGAGAAGCAAUAAAGCACCCAGCACUGAUCCCUGCUGCACACUGCAUAUCACAGGCCUUCAAUCCAGAAAAACAGCGCACCACCACCACCCUCCGGCUUCAACUACCAAGCUAAUUUUAUCUCCAAUUUGCUAACUCACCCUGGAUCCCUUGUGAUCUAACCUUGUGGUCCAGUGAAGCCUUGUGAAAAUAUACUAGACAACAUUUGCUGUCCUGUCUCCAUCAAUCCACGUGAUCACCACUUUAAAAAUAAACUUACUUAUUUUCUUGAGGCAUGAUUUCCCACAAGCAAAGCCAUGCUGACCAUUCCUAAUCAGUCCUUGCUUUUCCAAAUGCAAAUAAAUCCUGCCACUUGGAAUCCCUUCCAAUAACUUCCUUACCAGCCCACAGUUCCCAGACUUAACCCUGCUGCUAUUUCUUACCAAAUGGCAUACAUUAGUCAUCUUCUAGUCUUCUGGUACGUCAUUCGUUACUAACUAAAAUACCAGACUGAUCAUUUAAAUGUGCCUUCCUAAGUCCCUUCAUUCUAACAGGAACAUGCUGGCGCUGAACUCUCCCUGCCUCAUUCAAAAGCGUCCCAGAUGCCCUAAUACUUGCAAACAACUGCUCCCAAACAACUUUUGUGAGUCCCUGUUUGAUGCUGUCAAAAUUAGCCCUAUCUGAUUUAGGACCUUAACUUGAGGACUAGUCCUAUGCUUUCCAUAACUAACUUGAAACUAAUAGGAUUAUGGUCACUGGUCCCUAAGUGCUCCCCUGUUGACAUGUGAACCAUUUGCCCAACUUUAUUUCCUAAAAGGAGAUUGAGUGUACUUCCUUAUCUAGUAGGAUCAUCUACAUAUUGCUGCAGCAGACUUUCUUGAAUACACUUACAUUUUGAUAUCUAAUCCCUUGGUACAGAGGGAGUCUCAGUCAAUAUUAAAAAAGUUAAAAUCACCCACUAUUUCAGCCCUUUUCUUAGACCUAACUAAUUUCUCUGUAUAUUUGCUCCUUUACUCGCUGCUAUCGGUUGAGGGGCCUAUAGUGUAAUCCUGCUCAUUGAAAGUUCUCCCCCAGGAUGUUCUGCAUACUGUCUAAUCAAUAAUGCAACUUACCCUGCUCACCUACGUCCACCUCUGUCUUGCCAGAAGCAUUGAUACCUCUCCGUCUUUCAUCCUGGUUCAUAUGUUCAGCGGCCUGACUGAAAAUAUCUAUUUAAAUGUUUAUUUUGCUUUUAUAUCAUCUCAAUGUGUACUUAAGAAUGUAUAAAUAAUUGUAGUUUUAUACAUAUAAAAAAAUGGAAAAGGUAAAAAAAAAGAAAAUAUUAGUUCAGUACUCUUAAUAAUUUCAUGUGAUCCUGUUACUCUUAUUUGACUUUGCUGUUAAACAUUGCAAAUCUUUAAUUAAAAAGGUCGAGAGUGUGGAUCACCCAUUGAAAUCCAGCACUAAUGAAACUAAAGAAUUUUGAUAUUAGUGUGUAUUAGAUCAACAGCAAUUCCCAUAUUGUAACAAAGCACAACUGAUUCAAACGAAAAUAUAUAUUUUUUAAAUUUAAUAAACUGUCUGAAUUGAAUGAUUUUAUUGUUUUCAAAAAUAAGUCAGGAUUCUUCUAAAUGAUUCAUGGAUAUUUCCGUUGGCAUAUUGCAAAUUGGUAAACAUAACUGCACAAGUGAAUUCAUAUUAUCAUUUUAAUAUGGAACAAUACACAAAAGAGCUGGAGGGACAUCUAUCGAAGGUAAUGGACAGUUGAUGUUUUCAUAAGAUGUAGGAGCAGAAUUAGGCCAUUUGGCUCGUUGAGUCUGCUGUGCCAUUUUAUCAUGGCAGAUCCAUUUCUCUCUCAGCCCCAAUCUCAUGCCUUUUUUCUGUAUCCCUUCAUGCCCUGACCAAUCAAGAAUCUAUCAACUUCUGCCUUAAAUAUACAUAAAGAAUUGGCCUUCACAGCUGCCUGUGGCAACGAAUUCCACACUCUGACCAAAGAAAUUCCUCGUCUCCAUUCUAAAAGGAUGUCCCUCAAUACUGAGGCCGUGUCCUCUGGUCUUAGAAUCUCCCACCAUAGGAAACAUCCUCUCCACAUCCAUUCUGUUAAGGUCCUUCACUAUUCGAUAGGUUUCAAUAAGGUCACCCCUCGUUCUUCUGUAUUGUGGUGAAUACAGUCCCAGAUUGAUCAAAUGCUCUUCAUUUGACAAGCCAUUGAAUCCUGGAAUCAUUUUUGUGAACCUUCUUUGAACCCUCUCCAGUUUCAGCACGUCCUUUCUAAGAUAAGGGGCCCAAACCUGUUCGCAAUACUCCCAAGUGAGGCCUCAUCUGUGCUUUAUAAAGUUUCAACAUUACAUCCUUGCUUUUAUAUUCUAGUCCUCUUGAAAUGAAUGUUAACAUCACAUUUGCCUUACUCAUCACAGGAUCAACCUGCAAAUUAACCUUUAGGGAAUCCUGCAAGUCAGUUUUUUGUAUUUUCUCUCAAUUUAGAAAAUAGUUAACUGUUUCAUUUCUUCUACCAAAGUGCAUGACCAUACACAUCCUGACACUAUUCCAUCUGCAAUUUCUUUGCCCAUUCUCCUAAUCUAAGUCUCUGUACUUUUUCAAAACUACCUGCCCCUUCACCUAUCUUCAUAUUGUCUGCAAACUUGGGAACAAAGCCAUCAAUUCCAUCAUGCAAAUCACUGACAUAUAACAUAAAAAGAACAGUCCAACACAGACCCCUGCAGAACACCACUAGUUAUUGGCAGCCCCCCCAGAAAAGGCUCUGUUUAUUCCCACUCUUUGCUUCCUGCCAAUCAACCACUGCUUUAUUCAUGCUAGAAUCUUUCCAGUGAUACCAUGGGCUCAUAGCUAAUUAAGCUGCCUCAUGUGUGGCACCUUGUUAAAAACCUUCUGAAAAUCCAAGUACACAACAUCAACUGAUGCUCCUUUGUCAAUCCUGUUUGCUACUUCAUCAAAGAAUUCCAAUACAUUUGUCAGGCAAGAUUUUCCCUUGAAACCAUUCUAACAAUGGCCUAUGUUAUCAUGUUCCUCCAAGUACCUUGAGACCUCAUCCUUAAUAAUUGACUCCAACGUCUUCCCAAUCACUGAGGUCAGACCUGUAGUUCCUUUUGUUCUGCCUCUCUCCCUUCUUGAAGAGUGGAGUGACAUUUGCAAUUUUCCAUUCUUCCGGAACCAUUCCAAAAUCUGGUGAUUCCAAAAAGAUCAUUACUAAUGACUCCACAAUUUCUUUAGCCACCUCUUUCAGAACUCUGGGGUGUACACCAUUUGGUCCAGGUGACUUAUCUACCUUCAGAUCUUUCAGUUUCAGAUUAAGACCUUUCAUCAGGACCCGAUACGUCAACUGUCCAUAGAUGAUGCCUGACCAGCUGAGUUCCUCUUACUCCUUUGUGUGUUGCUCCAGAUUUCCAGCAUCUUAUUCACUUGUAUCACCAUUUUAAUAAGGAACAUUGAGAAGCCAUACCUGUAUAAUACAAAAACCUAUGCAAAAGUGUAUUUCAAUUAUAAUUACAUUGCUGUAUUAUUUGUUUUAAAAUAUUUUCGUAUACUUGAUGCAGCAUCAUUCUAGCAACAGCCCUUCAUUGUGCUCUGAUAAUUCCGUCUAAAUGCCUAGUCAGAAAAAGUUUGGUAAUAGGAUUUAUCUGGGUAAUUUUGAAGUAAAAGUAAAAACAUUUUUAAGAAUAGUAUUUUGAAGAAAACAUAAUUGGAACAUAAUCAUAAGUAAUAUAUUUCUGAUUUUAUUCAGACUUCUUAAUGUGCCUUUGAAUUUUAAAAACAAGUAGUACAGCAAGUUAAUUAUAAUUGAAAUAUAUUUUUGCAUAUGUUUUUACUUAUGUAUUGUAAUGGACUAAAACCAUUAUUCUGUAUUUGGUAUUUGCAGGACCAAAGAACUUUAUUUUGAACUGUUAUAAAUUUGCCUAGAUUUUGCUCUACAUUUUGAAAUUUGGACUCAGUGAGGCAGCAUAUCUUAGUUCCUAAUCAGGAGCUAAAAUUCAAAGUUUACAAAUAGAUUGCAAAUUCUUGGCCUUUGACAGGAGAUGUAAAUCUCAGCAAAUUAGUACAACCCUGGAUAUGCUUGUAAGAACUUCUGUAAAUAAUCAACUUAGAGCAGUCAGUUUUGAACGAACUUACAUUUUAAGUUUACAAACCAAACACUGAUAUUGUUCAGUGUGCUCAUUUUUGCUUCAGCAAUAUUGAGGUAAGGGCUGAGGAGCUUAGGAUGGGUAAUUUAGAGCCCAUAGUUAUCAUACAGGCAUCUCCAUAAACUUUUAUUUAUAUACAAUAUAUAAGGUUGAGAUUUCUAGCAAUAUAAUCAGAUUUUGAGCCUGAAACCAAGUUUUUUUUUUAAAAACAGUCCAAUAACAGAUUUAUUUGAAUAUAAUUGAAUGUUUCUAUAUUUGUAACUAAUUGUUUUAAUGUGAGGUUUAAAGAUUGUACAGGUUAGUGUUUUCAGUAACUUCACUCUUAAAUAUCUUGUGCACAUAAGAGCAAAAACUGGAUUCUGAUUUAUAAGAACGAGUAACUGGAAUGUAUACAAAUCUUGUAUAAUUAGUUUUUGAAAUUUAUUCUUGAGCUCAUUUGAACAUUUUUGU
Molecule: messenger RNA, 9310 nt
Organism: Mobula hypostoma (lesser devil ray)
Lineage: Eukaryota; Metazoa; Chordata; Chondrichthyes; Myliobatiformes; Myliobatidae
Product: KIAA0753 ortholog
Exons: 17
Coding region: 27-2807 (926 amino acids)
Biological process (GO): centriole replication; protein localization to centrosome
Cellular component (GO): centriolar satellite
Source: RefSeq, a predicted model, not a curated record